This is a messenger RNA of Spea bombifrons (plains spadefoot toad), 1623 nucleotides long. RefSeq names its product speckle type BTB/POZ protein like (gene SPOPL). Bases 398 to 1576 code for a protein of 392 amino acids. Lineage: Eukaryota; Metazoa; Chordata; Amphibia; Anura; Pelobatidae. The record is from RefSeq and is a predicted model, not a curated record. Gene Ontology annotation, biological process: proteasome-mediated ubiquitin-dependent protein catabolic process; regulation of proteolysis. Gene Ontology annotation, cellular component: cytoplasm; nucleus. Gene Ontology annotation, molecular function: ubiquitin protein ligase binding. The transcript is spliced from 11 exons.
GUAUGGCGGCCGCCUGCGGCAGCGGCUUCAUUUCCACCGUUUGGCAUCUUCCGUCUCCUGUCCGCUUGUGAUGUCCGCUUCGCCGGGGCCUAAUCCCGGCAUGAUUGGCUGACAACGGCCGGGCCUAGACACCCGGGGCAGGACUCAGCGGGAACUCUCCUCCUUCCCCCCGACACAGGGCAGCGGCAGCAACCGGGGACAAGAGCCAGGCCCCGACGUAUCCCCCGCCUGGCACUGGGGCCCCCGCGCAUAGGAGGAUAGGGGCAGGCCCUGGGAUAAUGCGCCCCCGGGGCACCCCAGCAGCGCAACAACACCCCGAGAGGCAGUAGCAGGAGCCCCAGACAGGCAGAGAACCAAAGCUUUAUUUCACAUUGAAAAGAGCUACGUGACGGUGACAAUGUCGAGAGCACCCACGCCACCUCCUCCUGCUGAGAUGUCAAGUGGACCUGUAGCUGAAAGCUGGUGUUACACGCAGGUUAAAGUAGUGAAAUUUUCCUAUAUGUGGACCAUAAAUAACUUCAGUUUUUGCCGAGAGGAAAUGGGAGAAGUUUUAAAAAGUUCCACUUUUUCGUCAGGGCCAAAUGACAAGAUGAAAUGGUGUCUACGAGUAAACCCAAAAGGAUUAGAUGAUGAGAGCAAAGAUUAUCUGUCCUUAUAUUUACUACUUGUCAGCUGUCCAAAAAGUGAAGUCCGAGCAAAAUUUAAGUUUUCUCUCCUCAACGCUAAAAGGGAAGAAACAAAGGCUAUGGAGAGUCAGAGAGCUUAUCGGUUUGUCCAAGGCAAAGACUGGGGCUUUAAGAAGUUUAUUAGACGGGAUUUUUUACUUGAUGAAGCGAAUGGUCUUCUACCUGAUGAUAAACUUACACUUUUUUGUGAGGUAAGUGUAGUUCAGGAUUCCGUGAACAUAUCGGGCCAAUCCAGUACAAACAACUUAAAAGUACCAGAAUGCCGCCUGGCGGAGGAUUUGGGAUGUCUCUGGGAAACGACGAGAUUCACGGACUGCAGCUUGUACGUAGGAGGACAGGAAUUCAAAGCUCAUAAGUCUAUUCUUGCAGCUCGCUCUCCAGUAUUUAGUGCAAUGUUUGAACAUGAAAUGGAAGAAAGUAAAAAGAAUAGGGUAGAUAUUCAAGACGUAGAACCUGAAGUAUUUAAGGAAAUGAUGAGAUUCAUUUACACCGGCAAAGCCCCGAAUCUUGACAAGAUGGCUGAUAACUUGUUGGCAGCAGCAGAUAAAUAUGCACUGGAACGGCUAAAAGUCAUGUGCGAAGAAGCCUUGUGUAGUAACCUCUCAGUAGAAAAUGUUGCCGAUGUUCUUAUACUCGCUGAUUUGCACAGCGCUGAGCAGCUGAAAGCACAAGCAAUAGACUUUAUAAACAGAUGUAGUGUUCUUAGGCAAUUGGGUUGCAAAGAUGGGAAGAACUGGAAUAACAAUCAAGCUACGGACAUAAUGGAAACGGCGGGUUGGAAAUCCAUGAUCCAGUCCCAUCCGCAUCUGGUGGCCGAGGCCUUUAGAGCGCUAGCUUCUGCACAGUGCCCACCUUUUGGCAUCCCGCGGAAACGGCUAAAGCAAUCGUGAACUGAUGGCUGGACUCGUAGAGGACUGGUGGACGCUCGGUGCGUCGA